Messenger RNA from Verruconis gallopava, 1161 nucleotides. RefSeq lists its product as uncharacterized. The coding region runs from base 91 to 942 and encodes 283 amino acids. The transcript has 3 exons. Gene Ontology annotation, cellular component: nucleus; replication fork protection complex. The record is from RefSeq and is a predicted model, not a curated record. Lineage: Eukaryota; Fungi; Ascomycota; Dothideomycetes; Venturiales; Sympoventuriaceae. Gene Ontology annotation, biological process: replication fork processing; DNA replication checkpoint signaling; DNA damage response. Gene Ontology annotation, molecular function: DNA binding.
GUCCGACCUCUUUCGACCAGCAACAUAAGCCGAACAUACAGAAAGCGUCCGAACCAUAGUGAGAAUCGUUCACUGCUCGUUUCCCUCACAAUGGCCCGACCGGACGCUGAAUCUCGUCCCCAAGACGACCUGGAUGCUCUUUUUGAAGCCGAUCACACAAUGGACGAUAUCUUCACCAACAUUCGACGAGAAAAUCCCAAGGCGCAGAAUGAAACCUCAGAGGCACAGGAAGUCACAUAUCGCAGGAGAACAGCAGGUGAACAAAAUGAUGUAGAUGAUUCGAUCAAAAUCACGAAGAAGCGAAAGCCGAUUGCUAAGCUUGAUGAUAAACGGCUACUUUCAGAUGCAGGUAUUCCUAAGCUGCAGAAAAUUGCCAAGGAUAGAUUCAAGUUCAAAGGAAAAGGUCACGAGUUUUCAGAUGUAGCAAAGCUUCUACGAACUUAUCAGCUAUGGCUCGAUGAUCUCUACCCUCGGGCCAAGUUUGCGGACGGUCUGAGUAUUAUUGAGAAGCUGGGACACUCAAACCGGAUGCGGCUGCAGCGGAAAGCAUGGAUAGAGGAAGGCAGGCCCAAAGAAUCCACCAGCGAAGACAUCGACCUCGAAGGAGAGAAAGAUGGAUCACAAAGACCCGGAUCUGUGAAUGGCGGCGACAUCGUUCGAGAGAGAUCAGCGUCAACUGCAUGGGCAGAAACUGAGACCCCAAGCAAUGCAGCUAACAGCAGGAUGGCUGACAAUGGUACGGGUAUAUCCGAAAUCUCUGGGCAGAAGACUCCGCAUGAACCAAAUGAAGACGAACUUGAUGCCUUGCUUGCCGAAGAGUCUCUAGCGAAAGGCUCAUCGAAUAAUUUGCCAAAGGGAGCUAUUCCGGAACAAUUGUCGCAGAGGCAGGAGCAGUCGUUCGAAGAUGAGGAAGAGGCUAUGCGAGAAAUGGGCUGGUACUAAUCGCAAAUGCCCACUUUCUCUUAGCGAUUGAUCGAAGUCUACGGGACUACUAUCUCGACAUGUCACCAAAGGCCUGAACCGGCGAGCAUUGAGCGCACAUUGCAGGCAUCUUGGCCAACACAUAUUUAAUGAUUACCAAGCGACGAAACGAACGCUGCAUGAACAUAUAUCUCAAUUCGGACUACUAUGCCCAAGUUUUUGUGCGCUAUGUUCGCGACG